CGUCUACCAGGUGUUCCUGAGAAGACAACUAAGCCAACCGCUCCACACUCUGCUGAUUUUCUUCUACAUCUCACAGGGGGAAGAGCUGGAUCACCAUGAAAUAUGUCUUCUAUUUGGGUGUCCUCGCUGGGACAUUUUUCUUUGCUGACUCAUCUGUUCAGAAAGAAGACCCUGCUCCCUAUUUGGUGUACCUCAAGUCUCACUUCAACCCCUGUGUGGGCGUCCUCAUCAAACCCAGCUGGGUGCUGGCCCCAGCUCACUGCUAUUUACCAAAUCUGAAAGUGAUGCUGGGAAAUUUCAAGAGCAGAGUCAGAGACGGUACUGAACAGACAAUUAACCCCAUUCAGAUCGUCCGCUACUGGAACUACAGUGAUAGCGCCCCACAGGAUGACCUCAUGCUCAUCAAGCUGGCUAAGCCUGCCAUGCUCAAUCCCAAAGUCCAGCCCCUUCCCCUCGCCACCACCAACGUCCGGCCAGGCACUGUCUGUCUACUCUCAGGUUUGGACUGGAGCCAAGAAAACAGUGGGCUUUGGCAGCUGGAGCCACCAGUCCAUCUGACUCUGCACAGAGGCCCAGCCAUUCCUGAUUGGCAGAGACACAAUUCACAUGAAGAAGGCCGACACCCUGACUUGCGGCAGAACCUGGAGGCCCCCGUGAUGUCUGAUCGAGAAUGCCAAAAAACAGAACAAGGAAAAAGCCACAGAAAUUCCUUAUGUGUGAAAUUUGUGAAAGUAUUCAGCCGAAUUUUUGGGGAGGUGGCCGUUGCUACUGUCAUCUGCAAAGACAAGCUCCAGGGAAUCGAGGUGGGGCACUUCAUGGGAGGGGACGUCGGCAUCUACACCAAUGUUUACAAAUAUGUAUCCUGGAUUGAGAACACUGCUAAGGACAAGUGAGACCCUACUUCUCCCUCUGCAUUCCACUGGCUCUGCCAUGGACUAUACAAGAAGAUAGUUUUCCCUCUAUUCAAAAUAAAGUCUCCAGAUGAAAAUUUGGGAAUGUA
Messenger RNA from Pan troglodytes (chimpanzee), 1000 nucleotides. RefSeq names its product serine protease 37 (gene PRSS37). Gene Ontology annotation, molecular function: serine-type endopeptidase activity. Gene Ontology annotation, cellular component: acrosomal vesicle. The coding region runs from base 96 to 893 and encodes 265 amino acids. The transcript is spliced from 6 exons. Lineage: Eukaryota; Metazoa; Chordata; Mammalia; Primates; Hominidae. Gene Ontology annotation, biological process: positive regulation of acrosome reaction; proteolysis. The record is from RefSeq and is a predicted model, not a curated record.